This is a messenger RNA of Nematolebias whitei (Rio pearlfish), 3557 nucleotides long. RefSeq names its product protocadherin-10. NCBI's taxonomy places the organism in Eukaryota, Metazoa, Chordata, Actinopteri, Cyprinodontiformes, Rivulidae. The record is from RefSeq and is a predicted model, not a curated record. Gene Ontology annotation, cellular component: plasma membrane. Gene Ontology annotation, molecular function: calcium ion binding. The transcript is spliced from 4 exons. The coding region runs from base 76 to 3087 and encodes 1003 amino acids. Gene Ontology annotation, biological process: homophilic cell-cell adhesion.
AUCAAAGAGACCGGCUCGCUCACAUCUCCUCUCUGUUUGCUGCCAGACGCGCGGGGGGCAGCUCCAGACCCGCGGAUGGGAAGUUUCUCUGCGCACUUUCUGACUCAUUUCUCCUUCUUCGGGCUACAGAUGGACGCGGCGAGGAGAAGAGCGCGUGGGAGAUGGCUCCAGUUCGCGCUCUUCACUUGUGUCUUGGAUGCAGUCUGCGGGCAGAUCCGCUACUCCAUCCCAGAGGAGCUGGAGCACGGCGCCUUCGUUGGCAACAUCGCAGAGGACCUGGGCUUGGAUUUGGAUAAACUCUCGGCGCGCAGGUUCCGCAUAGUUUCUGGCUCCAAGAAGCAGCACGUGGAGGUCAAUUUGGAAAACGGGGUUCUGUUUGUGAAUGAGAGAAUCGACCGGGAAGAACUGUGCGAGCAGAGCUCCUCCUGCUCCUUCCAUCUCCAGGUGGUGAUAGAAAACCCUCUGGAGUUGUACAGGGUGGAGAUUGAGAUCUUGGACGUGAAUGAUAACUCCCCCAGCUUCCCUUGGACCGAGUUUAAUCUGGACAUCUCGGAAUCCGCCGCGCCAGGAUCCCGCUUCCCCUUGGAGAGCGCGCAGGACCUGGACGUGGGCUCCAACUCGCUGCGCACCUAUUUGCUCAGCGUGAACGAGCACUUCCACCUGGACAUCCAGACGCGCAGCGACGGCAGCAAGUUCGCAGAGCUGGUGCUGCAGAGCCCGCUGGACAGGGAGCAGCAGAGCGCGCACCAGAUGGUGCUGACCGCGGUGGACGGUGGCGCGCCGGAGAGGUCCGGCACGGCGCAGAUCGACGUCACGGUGCUGGACGCGAACGACAACGCGCCGGUCUUCGACCAGUCCUUCUACAGGGUGCGCCUGGAGGAGAACGCGCCCAAAGGCACUGUGGUGAUCCGACUCAACGCGUCGGACUUGGACGAGGGUCCCAACGCGGACAUCACUUACUCGUUCAGCGGCCACGCGCCCAUUAGAGUGCGCCAGCUCUUCAGCGUGGACCCACACUCGGGCGAAAUCAAAGUGAAAGGUGUGAUUGAUUAUGAGAAAGCCAGGAUGCACGAGAUUUACGUCCAGGCCAAAGACAAAGGUCCGUCCGCUGUGGCGGUGCACUGCAAAGUCCUGGUCAACGUCCUGGACAAGAACGACAACCUCCCAGAGGUGAUCCUCACAUCUGUGUCCACACCUGUGCAGGAGGACGUCCCGCCGGGGACUGUCAUAGCCGUGAUCAGCGUUAUGGACAGAGACUCUGGGGAGAACGGGAACGUGGACUGCGAGAUCCCCCAUCACGUCCCGUUCCAGCUCCACUCCUCCUUCAAGAACUACUACACCUUGGUGACCUCCGAUUACCUGGACAGGGAGGCGGUGGCUGAGUACAACAUCUCCCUGACCGCCAGAGACAUGGGCUCCCCGCCCCUGUUCACCAGGAGGACGGUCCUGGUCCAGGUGUCUGAUGUGAACGACAACGCGCCGCACUUCAAGCAGCCUUCCUACUCCGUGUAUCUGACUGAGAACAACGCGCCCGGAGCCUCCAUCUGCUCCGUGAGCGCGCUGGAUCCUGAUUCGGGUCAGAACUCCUACUUGUCCUACUCUAUCCUGGAGGGGGACAUACAGGGAAUGCCCGUGUCCACGUACGUGUCCAUAAACUCAGACAACGGCAACAUUUACGCGCUGCGGUCCUUCGAUCACGAGCAGCUGAAAAACUUCCACGUGGUAGUCCAGGCCCAGGACGCAGGAUUCCCGCCUCUGAGGAGCAACGUUUCGGUCAGCAUCUUUAUUCUGGACCAGAACGACAACCCGCCUGUGAUCGUGUCCCCUGUUGCGCACAACGGGUCUGCGCCCUGCGCGGCUGUGCCCAGAUCAGCUGACGCAGGUUUCCUGGUCAUGAAAAUCAACGCAGCAGACGCGGACGCGGGUCAGAACUCGCGCCUCUUCUAUCAGCUGCUCCAAGCCACAGACCCGAGCCUGUUCAGCAUCGCGCUGUACACGGGGGAGGUGAGGACACUGCGCCACAUUGAGGACAAGGAGCCCACCAGGCACCGGCUGGUCAUUCUGGUGAAGGACAAUGGUCAGCCGCCCCUGUCGGCCACAGCUUCCAUCAUCCUGUCAGUAGUUGACAGCCUGCCAGAGUCGCAGCCAGAUUUGGAUGACCUCCACAGCCCCGACCACAGCUCCAACUUCACCCUGUACUUAAUCGUGGCUCUGGGCGCCGUUUCCUCCACGUGCCUGCUGGCCAUCAUCGUCCUGGUGGCAGUGAGGGCACUGAAGGGCAGAGUGUCCGGCAAAAAGUCCAGCUUCCCCUCCUCUUCCUCCUCCUCCGGCUGCUGGUGCUGCUGCUCUCCAGCAGAGCUCUCCUCCACCACCACGGAGGUGUUCAAAAAGUCCAACCUGAACGUGCGCAUGUCCGCAGGCGCACCGGGCUGCGUGGAGGCGCACACCAACAGCGGCUACUGCUACAAGAUGUGUCUGACGCCGGAGUCCUCAAAGAGCGACUUCAUGUUCCUGAAGCCGUGCAGUCCCGUGCUGUCGGGCCAGCAGAACAACGCCAAGAGCACAGAUUAUCUGAACUUGGGCUGGAGCGCGCUGGACCGGAACGGGCUGUCCAACAACACAGCGGCCACACCAAACCAGCUCAAGUACUCAAACAAGAACUUGACAUGGACCAUGAACCAGCGAAACUCAGCUUACAAAAGAUAUAGCUCGUCAAAUAUGGAGGGAACUCUCUCAAGACAACAAAAAAACGACACAGACAGGUUUUCCUGCUCAGUGGCACCACAGUACUGGACCUGGGGAAACCAUGUGAAUGACUCCAUGAGAUCUAUUCAAGAGGGAGCAGCUCCGAACUACUCAUGGACUCCAAAGUACCCCCAGCCUUAUUCUGAAGCGGCAGAUUAUCAACACAACGUGUACAUCCCAGGCACCACGUCGGACUGCAGCGCUCUGAAGCUGACGCCCAGAGGAGAGCUGCACGUUUACAACACCUUCUCCACCUUUGGCAAGAAGAAAAAGUUCAUCUCGCACUACGAGCAAUCUUUUGGCCAUGACGACGAGAUCAUGAGCAAUUCUGUUUUCAAAUGAACAGCUGUCUCAACUUGUGCUGGCUGAGGUAAAGCUGUAGUUCAGAUCUUUUGAAGUGAGGUUCUGUGGAAAGGAUAUGAACAAUUAACAUCUUACCUGUUUCAGAAAGCUCUUUCAACAACCUCCGUUUGGAGAAAAGGAGUUUAAUUUUGAGCUACAUCACAAGAAAAUGGCUGCUUCGAGUGGGGUUAAGAUCACACUUUUAAAACUUUCUGAGCACCAGUCUAAAGAUGUUAGUGGUUCGUGCUCUCAUUGUUUUAUAGACAUUUAAAUCACUGUCAGUUUAAAAUGUGGUGUCAUUUCUGUAGUAGUUUGAUCUUAUUUGCAAUACACUUAGCGACAGUAAAUAGGAGCUCUUAUACACAGACAGAGGGCAACAAAAGCAGGAGGAUAACAGGAGAGGGAAGAGAAAGCAUCUGCCUCGUACAAGAGUGAGUGAGGGAAAAUAAAUACAUGAGCAUUUUAGAUCA